AUGGUCCUGGGUGUUGUGUCAAGCAUAUCAGUUUCUCUUGCUAUCAUUUUGGUGCGCUAUCUAUGGGGGUAUGCAUACAGCAACGACAAGGAAGUGGUGGAGUACAUUUCAAAAAUUAUGCCAAUUAUUGCCGUGGCAUUCUUUUUUGAUGACAUGCAGUGUGUUCUUUCAGGUAUUGUUAGGGGCUGUGGCUUUCAAAAGAUUGGCUCCUAUGUCAAUCUCAGUGCGUACUACCUCGUGGGCAUCCCGGCGGCUCUAUGUUUUGCCUUUGUGUGCCAUCUUGGUGGAGUGGGGGUUGUGGAUGGGAAUAACCGCGCACUUGUCGUGCAGACGGUUGUUCAUGUCCCUUACUCUGCGCACCAACUGGGACAAAGAGUAGCUUCGAAGGCCAGGGACAGGGUUUCUAUUACCUCCAUUCCUCUGGACUUGGCGACAUGA
This is a messenger RNA of Triticum turgidum subsp. durum (durum wheat), 438 nucleotides long. The record is from the annotation of a GenBank genome assembly. Lineage: Eukaryota; Viridiplantae; Streptophyta; Magnoliopsida; Poales; Poaceae.